AUGUGCGCUUGGAACAACCACUUCUGUUGGCCUGGACGGUGUAUUGAUCAACUCACUACUACAUGUACCUGUGCCGCCGGCUUCAGAAAGGUAGCGACAUCCGGCGAGACAAGCUGCCAGCCAACAAAAGCACCGUCUAUAGUGACAUGUCAUACUCGUCUAGUAGGGCAGAAUGGGGCAGAUAAGAAGACUAAAGGAUACGGAGAUGUUCAAGCGUGUAGUCAUUUAAAAGACAUGUAUGGAAACUUUCAACCUGCAUUCUUUCAGUUUGUGAUGUGGACGACAUACAACGUCAGUGCCACAAAUUACCCGAUGCCGAGUUACAUAGCUGAAUACAAACUGGGCGUGGCAGAUACAACUGUACAUGUUAAAAAGAAUUUUGUCAAUGGAUCAGUUGUAACAUUAGGAAGUCAUCCGCAGUUGGCUACUUCGGCAUCAAGUGAGGAUGUGACGGUAGAACAACGUGAUAGUGCAAGCAUCUCUGUAUCGUCAGAAAGGCACAGCCUUCAAUACGGAGACUCGCUUUGCCUUGAAUUCGAAGCAUAUGCUGGAGGAUAUCUUAAAAGUAAAAAUCUUAUAUCACAAACUGUAAAUAAUGCUGUUCCAUAUAAGAAAGUGAGGUCGACAAACACAAUCUGCUAUAUAUACGACAAUAUUUCACCAAGACACUGCAGAGAAGAGGGGACAUGCCACACAGAACCUCUAAGGAUCGAAAGACCAAUCACACGUUCUCCAUUUAAUAAGGUAAUAUUCACUGGAUGGAAGGAUCCCAUUCCAACAGAUGGAUCAACCACGCGAGUAUCAGGCAUAGAGAGGUAUACGGUUUAUGUUAACGAAGUAAUAUCAACUAAAGGACAUUUGAGGGUUGACUAUUCAACAAUGUAUAUAAAAACACUAAAAAGCACGGAUACUGAUGCCGCUAUAUAUCUAAAGCCUGACAAACCAACUUUGUAUUUAGUAAAACUUGAAGUAAAAGAUUUUGCUGAUAAUGUCCAACAGGCAAGAAGGUUCUUGCUCUAUGACGAUGUAUCCUUCAUAGAAGCAAGGGAAGAAGUUCCUUUGAUAGUUAAUACAGCAUCAAGACUUUCUAACUAUAGCUGGCAGACACAUCAAACUAUUUGCCUCUCAUGGAAAGACCAUUUCCUCAACAGGUUUUAUGUAGGUGAUGAGUUACUAAGUCCGAUAGAGUCUGACCAAGAUGGACUUUUCUCUGGCGUUUAUGAACAGACCACAGGUUUAUUGUCAAUAUAUGGUACGCCAAAUGUUUAUGGAAUAAUAAAGUUUUUGGUGUCAGUGUAUAUCAACGGUAAACAACACCUUUCAGCAAUUGAAUCUCCUGAUCUUCAAAACCAGUCCUACUGCAGAAAGUUCAGUGUAAAAGAUGGCGACGAAUGUAUUUUUAUGAUUCAACCAGUUGACAUAGCUGGCAACACAUAUACAGAAAACGUAACCGUUUUUAUAGACCAGUCUGAACCAGAAAUUGAAUUUAGAAAUUUGUCUAAUUUAAUUGACAGACAUGAAACGAUAGAACUGCCUUCUUUCCAUAAGAUAGAGUUCGGAGCACGAGAUCCUCAUAGCGGUGUACGCAAUAUUGUUUGGACUUUUGGAAUAGCAAAUUCAAGCACAGAAAUAUCAACGGGUGAUAUGAGCGUUUACAGCUUCAGUAACUUUCACUCUUGUCAGAAUCGGACGCCAAGCUGUUACUGCCCAGCAAGUGGAUCGUGUGAAUUAUAUGAAUACACACUACCAGAAAACAAAAUGAAUUUGUGUGAUGAUCGUGUGAAAAAAGCUUCUACAAGGAACUUUUAUGUGACAAUCACUGUUACAAACAACGCCUUUCUUAACUAUACAAUGUAUGUUGACGUCUUGAUUAACGAGGCAGGUGUAAAACAGUUAUGCAAAACAAACGAUUUACCUCUUUACGCCGGUCUGUCAAGUGGAAUAUCAGUAUUUCUGGUCGUUUUUCUUGCAUUUCUUGUCGUUUUCAUAGUACGAAGGAGAAGACGGAAUCGGGGCACGGCCAAGAAUAUCGAGCUGGAAAGUUAUGAGAACCUGGACGUGUGUUUUAACAGUCAUUCCAAUGACACCCACGGACAACAAGCAAGAAGAAAAGCCGCAAAGGAGAAAAAAAUUGAAAGUUAUCAAGAGCUGGAUGCCAAAGCCCUCUGUAGUGGCGACUCCUAUGACGUCAUAACAGAUCAGCCUUCAGAGGAUCGCAGAACACAAACCCUAAGGAGUACACAGGAGGAUGAGUCCCGAGGAAAAAGCAACGUUUAUGAGGACAUUACCCCAACUGUUGCCUUGGUAAAGACGAAGUCUCCUCCUCUUCUACCAAAGCGUAUGAAAGUGAAGCCAAACGUACAAGAAAUCCCGACUGAAAUGCACAUUUACGAGAAUACAAUGCUGACGCCUAUUCCCAGAUCAUAAUAUCUAGAGCUCACGACAUUACAAAUACACUCUUUGUUGAAGAAUCACGUGUGUGCAUUUGUAUUACAGGAGGUAUAUCACAGACAUUGUAUCCGAUUUUGUGCGUAAAAUUCUUGCACAUUUACUUUCAUCUUUUUGGCCGUUAAUUGUUCAUAAACGGAUACGGGACACAAACACGCUACAUGAGAUUUUGAUGAACUAGAGAUUUAAAAGACAAAGAAUUGACAUAGUGUGUGUGUUGACCCAUACCACGAAGCAACUUAAAUAAUUCGUGGAAAAGUUCCAUAUAAUGUAUUCUUCACUUAUAUUUAAACCUUGUGAAUUAGAUGCAAUCCCUACAUAUAUUUUGAAAGAGCAUAAUAUUAUCCAGCCAUUUAAACCAGUUAUCACUGAAAUAAUAAAUCGUUCAUUGGGCAGUGGUAUAUUUCCUCAGUCAUGGAAGAGUGAUGUGAUCAGACCAUUGCUGAAAACGAAUGGCUUGGAACAAUAGGCCAGUCUCAAAUCUAUCAUUUCUAUCAAAAACAAGAGCUGUCCGAUGACAGCGCGCUCGACUAUUCGAAGAAUUGAUUGAAGAAUGGGGUCAAAAUAUUUCCACGGAUAUUCAGACAAAAGAAAUAAAUAGAUUAGACAAACAAUGUUCCUGUAUUACUAUGAUUUCGAUAAGUCUUGCACUAAAUGGCAAUAUAUGAGUCAGUUUCAAAGUCCAAAAAGGGUCAUAAUUCAGUCAAAAUAGUUAUGUACUCUUGCCUACAGAUGGAAAUCAUAAUGAUAAACAAGUGUUCAAAGUUUGAAAGUCAUAUGUCAAAUAGUUUUGACAAAACAUGGACUUGUAUGAAAACAGAACCAAUUUCAAAAUCCAAAAAGGACCAUAAUUCAGCCAAAAUAAAUGACAGAGUUAUGUUCUCUUUCCUACAGAUAGAGACAAUUAUACUAAACAAGUGAUAAAAGUUUCAAAGCCAUAUGUCAAACACUUUACAAAAAAUAUGAACUGGUACGAAAAACUUAACCAAGAUUUCUAAGUCAAAAGGGGCCAUAAUUCAGCCAAAAUACUUGAUGGAGUUAUGUACUCUUGCCUAUAACUGGACAUGGUGAUGGUAAACAGGUGUUGAAAGUUUCAAAGCUUUAUCUCAAAAGACUUUGUCAAAAUAUGAACUGGUACGAAAUAUUAACCCAGAUUUCUAAGUCAAAAAGGGCCAUAUUUCAGCCAAAAUCCUUGAUGGAGUUAUGUGCUCUUGCCUAUAACUGGACAUGGUGAUGGUAAACAAGUAUUGAAAGUUUCAAAGCUUUAUCUCAAAAGACUUUGUCAAAAUAUGAACUGGUACGAAAAACUUAACCAUGAUUUCUAAUUCAAAAGGGGCCAUAAUUCAGCCAAAAUCCUUGAUGGAGUUAUGUACUCUUGCCUUUAACUGGACAUGGCGAUGGUAAACAGGUGUUGAAAGUUUCAAAGCUUUAUCUCAAAAGACUGUCAAAAUAUGAAGUGGUACGAAAUAUUAACCCAGAUUUCAAAGUCAAAAAGGGCCAUAAUUCAGCAAAAAUCCUUGAUGGAGUUAUGUUCUCUUGCCUAUAACUGGACAUGGUGAUGGUAAACAAAUAUUGAAAGUUUCAAAGCUUUAUUUCAAAAGACUUUGUCAAAAUAUGAACUGGUACGAAAAACUUAACCAUGAUUUCUAAGUCAAAAGGGGCCAUAAUUCAGCCAAAAUCCUUGAUUGAGUUAUGUGCUCUUGCCUAUACCUGGCCAUGAUGAUGGUAAACAAGUGUUGGAAGUUUCAAAGGUUUAUCUCAAAAGACUUUGUCAAAAUGUGGACUGGUACGAAAAACUUAACCCAAGGUGUGACGCCGACGCCGACACCGACGCCGACGCCGUGGUGAGUAGGAUAGCUCUACUUAUUCUUCGAAUAGUCGAGCUAAAAAACUGAAGAAAGUAGUACUGAAUCAAAUUGUUGAUCAUGUGGAAAACAACAACUUUUUCUACCAUAUCAAAGCGCCAUAUGAAAGCGCGCAUCGCGAAAAACCGUGGAGUUGAAACAGCAUUAACCCUUAGCCUGCUAAAUUUCUACAUUCUAUUUCGGCAAUACCAUUUAUUAUUUGAAGAGGUGUUCACUGAAAAGUUCCUGACUGAAUAGCAAACAGUGCAGACCAUGAUUAGACUGCACGGAUGUGCAGGCUAAUCUUGGUCUGCACUGGUCGCAAAGGCAGAAUAACUUGCUGCCAGCAGGCUAAAGGUUAAUACAGAUGCAUAGAGACUUGUUAGGUGACAAUUAGUUGCCCUGGUUGUCUUAAGAGACCUUAGUGCAGCUUUUGACACAGUGGACAUUCAAACCGUACUUAAGUUUACAGAAUGAUUUAGGUCUAAAGGAUACACAUUUGUGUCGGAUUGAACAAUGCAGGUUGUAGUGAAUCAUAAAUUUUCCAGAGUAGGCGAUCUUCAGUUUAGGCUUCCUCAAAGUACUGCGCUAGUCAACAUAUUUUUACAAUGUAUAUUGCUGCACUAAACAAGGUAGUGCGUAAUUACCCUGUUGAAUUGUAAGAAUAUGCAGAUUAUCACAAGCUUGCUAUAAGGUUCUGUGCUGGAGAUGUUGACAGUGAGAGCUCCACAUUAAAUAAUCUAUAUGAGUGUCUUCAGGAUGUAAUAAUCUGGAUGAAAAAUCACAAAUUGAAAAUAAACAAUUCUAAAACAGAAGUUAUGGUCUGUGGAGCCAAAAAUCAAUUUUCAAAGCUAAAUAUCUUAUCUGUUGAGGUCGUUGGAGUUCUGGUAAAAUGUGUUGAUCAUGUAAAAGAUUUGGGUGUUCUGAUUACAAACGACAAAGUUUGAUCGUCACAUUAGAAAUAAAUGCCAAAUUGCCCGUUACCAAUUAAACCAACUGAAUUGUAUAAGAGGCUAUUUAACAAAGAAAAAUACAGAAACUUUGGUACAUAGAUUAAUACAUUCACAUCUAGAUUUUUGUAAUGGCCUGUUUACGGCCAUUCCAGAAUAUCAGUUAGACAGAUUACAGAAAGUACAAAAUCAUGCAGCAAGAAUAGUAAUGCAAAUUCAGUAUUAUGAAUAUAUUACACCGGUUCUCAAAACUUUGAACUGGUUUUCUGUGCGAGCAAGAAUAAUGUUUUAAGUUCUUGUGCUUGUUUUUAGAUCUAUUACAGCGUUACCAGUAGCACAGAAUAAUACGUAUCGUGUAAUAAAUAUAUCCCAGUGAUAUAGAUUUAGUAAUUAUCCACGCCCAUUGAAUAAAAAUUACUAGUUCUCGACUUGCUGAAAGCAUGUAUGUUGAGAACAUUUAUACAAAAGAUUUCGUUUUUGUUGGGUUUUAAGUCACGUCAUAUGGCGACUUUCCGGCUUUUGGUGGUGAAGGAAGACCCCAGAUGGCCCUCCAGGCAGUAUUUCAUCAAGAGACAGGGCACUUGGGUAGAACCAUCGAUGUUUCGUCAGCCAGCUAGAUGGCUGAUGGCUUCCUCAGAUGGAGAAUUCAACGCUCCAAGCGGAGCUCGAACCGACAUCCGCGACAGGCACGCGAUUUAAAAUCAGCGACCUUAACCUCUUGGCCCCGGAGGCCCCACAGAAGAUUUUAAGUGGUACUAGCAUGUGCCUCAUUAUUCAUAUUUUGUUUCAGCACUUACUGUUCACCUGCCUCAUGUCAUAACUUAAAUUUACAGCCAAAAACAGAAUUUGCUGAGCUGUAUUCUUGUAUGUUGUUUUUUUUUUCUUCGCAGUAUUUAGUAUGUUAAUAUUUCUGCUAUUAACAAUGCUUUCUUACUUAAAAAAAGUUGUCCAAAUAACUGUUAUGCAUAAUACUAUGGUUAAAAAAAGCAAUAAUUUCAAUACUGCCCAUGAAUUUAUACAGUGGAGUCGUACAGAUGGGUAAUCAAAAACAUUGUAUUCAAUAAAACUUAUAUAAAUCUGUAUUCAAACCUUUCACAAAUAUUAUGGAAGACAGUUACUGAAGAUAGCAUUUAACAAGCAAUUUAAAUAUUUCAUGUUGAUAACGAAGAUGUGGCAGCACACUAUAAACAAAGGCAUUAUGAGCCUUUAAUGCUAUGCCCUUAUAAUCUAAUUUGUUAGUAAAUUGAACAAGGUGCACUACACAAAAAAUUGUUAUUGAACUUCUUUUCUCAUAGUUAUAAGCUGGGAAUUUCCGAGAUGUUCUCGAGUGUCUCCCACCUAAGAGGCAAGUUCUGGUUCCUUCCAGGAAAGACGGUUUCGCGUGAAUCGGUGCUAUGCACCGAACACGUUAAAAGAACCACACUAUUUGCAAAGAGCUAGGAUAAGGUAGCAGGAAAGGCCUGAAUCUAAUGGAUUUCUUUCCAUAUUGUGUGGGCUUUCUCUCACUCUAUCCCUCCGGUCAGAUCACACUGUACUAAAUUACAAUAAAUUUGGCGCCCGGAAUGGUUGUCUCUGUGCUAGGUAAAGCGCCUUUGAAUGAAAGGGCGCUAUAUAAAAUCUUGUAUAUUUAUUAACAUUUGCUAACAAAAUGCUGCCUCGCUCUUUACGAUCUAUACCAGCGCUGUAUCCGGGUUCGAAUUAUAACAAGAUAGUAGGGGCGUACGCAGUUGGAAUAUUUCAUUCUGGAGAAUUUUUUAUCGAUUAAAUGUCAAAUUACUUCAUUUCAAAGAAAACAUCAAUGCAGGGUAACGAAAAAUGUUACAGACCUGCAUCAUGAAGGGGAUUUUCUAUCACAAAGUUGUUAAUGUUAUCUGGAUGAUGAGUUAUAUUCUGUCCAUGAAAUUUAAUACGAUUUCAGAGUGUUACGUGACAAUCACGUUAGAAAAAAAUAAUUGAUUAAAUUUUGACAUAGAGCUAUGUUUUAUUCUUUUUUUUCUUUAUUUUUGCAGUUUU
Messenger RNA from Mercenaria mercenaria, 7255 nucleotides. RefSeq lists its product as uncharacterized. The record is from RefSeq and is a predicted model, not a curated record. The transcript has 12 exons. Lineage: Eukaryota; Metazoa; Mollusca; Bivalvia; Venerida; Veneridae. Bases 1 to 2427 code for a protein of 808 amino acids.